Molecule: messenger RNA, 2746 nt
Organism: Mercurialis annua (annual mercury)
Lineage: Eukaryota; Viridiplantae; Streptophyta; Magnoliopsida; Malpighiales; Euphorbiaceae
Exons: 5
Coding region: 25-1110 (361 amino acids)
Biological process (GO): protein methylation
Molecular function (GO): nucleic acid binding; protein methyltransferase activity
Source: RefSeq, a predicted model, not a curated record
UCUGAAAGAAAAGCAUUCGAAACAAUGAAGCUAGGCUGCUCUGCCUUCUCUGUUUUGCGUAUUCCCUCACUCAGUUCCACUCUCCACUACAGACCCCUCUGUUCUUCUUCCCUAUCACCACCCCAAUAUCAAUCAAAACUCAAAACCCCACUCUAUUUAAGACCCCCCAUCUUCACAGCUUCAUCAUCAGACUUCACCAAAUGGCACAACUGGGCCAAGAACCUCGCUUCCUCAGUCGGCUCAUCAUUUCUCCAAUCAGACAACGGCCCCGACGCCGAUCUCCUCCGCCGAGAGCUCAAGUGGCUCAUUCAAGACGCAGUCGAGGACCAUUCACUCAUACCUCAACUGGGUACUCAAAAUAAUCUCACGAAUGUAAGGCUAAGGGCGUGUUUGGAUGAGCUGUACAGUCUUUGGAGGCAGAGGAUUGAGGAGAGGAGACCUUUUCAGUACGUGGUUGGAUGUGAGCAUUGGCGGGACUUGGUGUUGUGUGUUCAAGAAGGGGUUUUGAUUCCACGGCCUGAGACUGAGAUGGUUGUUGAUUUGGUUGGAGAUUUGGUGGGGAGUAGUGAGGAUUUUAGUGAGGGUUUGUGGGUUGAUUUGGGUACUGGGAGUGGUGCUAUUGCUGUUGGUAUUGGGAGGCUUGUUGGUGCUCAGGGACGGGUGAUUGCCACUGAUUUAAGUCCGGUGGCUGUUGAAGUGGCUACCUAUAAUGCUCAGAGAUAUGGAUUGCAGGAUAUCAUUAAGAUCAGAAAAGGAUCUUGGUUUGAACCAUUAAAAGAUGUUGAAGGAAAGUUAGCUGGCCUCGUGAGUAACCCCCCAUACAUACCAAGUAAUGAUAUCUCUGGUUUACAAGCAGAAGUUGGCCGACAUGAGCCAAAGAUAGCAUUAGAUGGCGGUAUUAACGGCCUGGAUAGUCUUAUUCACCUUACCAAUGGAGCUGCUUCAAUGUUGAAACCUGGUGGCUUUUUUGCAUUUGAGACAAAUGGGGAGAAACAAUGCAAGUUUCUUGUGGAUCACAUGGAAAAUAAUUAUUCCAAACACUUUUUCAAUGUGAAAAUAAUAUCCGACUAUGCUGGUAUCCAACGAUUUGUGACAGGAUUUCGUCAAUGAGAGACGUUAUUCAUCAAUACCUCUCUACACAGUUUACUAAAUUAGGAGACAGAAGAGUUCUCUUAAUUAUUUUACAGAUUGUGCUCUUAUUCAUGGAACCUGAAGAAGUUCAACAAAUGUGAAGCAUUUCAGCGAAGGAUAUAGAAAGCCGGCUGCAGAUUCUGCAAGGCUAAUGAGUUCAGAUAUCGCGUUCCACAAUCUAUAUUGGCAAGGCGCAAAAUGGCUGAUUUCAGGAUUGUUCAAGCCUUGGCACUUGGAACCAUAUUCUGGUAAAAUUUACAAUUUCAUGAAAGUUUCACAAGUCUUUCAAUUUUAUUCAAUUUGUUCUGAAACGUAGGAUUUUGUUUCAAUAAUAUCCAACUCUAAAAUGACACGCGAUUUUGCUUAUGGGGCGCUGAUGUGGCGUGCCACACAUGUGCCAUCAAGGCAAACACUAAGUUAAAAAUCUAAGUAAGUUCUUAAAUUUUUUUGUAAAAAUGUUUACACCCUCAAAUUUAAAUUUGUAAGUACAAAAUUGGUAAAAAUAUUUAAGGGGUAAUGUCAGAAAAAUUCAUCAACUUUACAUGUUUUCUCAGUUUAAUCACGUUUUUUGAAACUUCCCAUAAACAGACACCAACUUUCAAUUUUUUUCAAAUUCAUACAUGAUGCUGACGUUGCACGCAUUCAUUGGUGCAAUUUGUUGAGGUGUAAGUCAUUUUCAUCCAAUGAAUGAGUGACACGUCAUCACCAUGUAUGAAUUUUGGAAAAAAAAUGAAAGUUGGUGUAUGUUUAUGAGAAGUUUUAAAGAAUGUAAUUAAAUUGAGAAAAUGUGUAAAGUUGGUGUAUUUUUAUAACAUUAACCCUUUUUCUAAACAUUGAGAACUUAUUUAAAAUUUUAACAUACUGUUUGCCAUAGUGGCACAUGUGUGGCAAUGCCACAUCAGCACCAAAUAAGCUAAAUCGCUUGCCUUUUUAGAGGUUGAUAUUAUUGAAACGAAAUUAUAUGUUUCAGGACGAUAAAAGUUUGAACUUUUGGGAAACUUUCAUCAAAGGUUUGGCCUUUUAAGUUAUUUGGCUUUUUUUUAUGUACAUUGCAUAUUAGAAGUAUUAAGACUCUAUAGAUUCUCAAUUUUCAAAAAUUAUUUUGGACUUUAUUUUAAUAUGAUAGGUGAAUUAGUUGAUAUAAUUUGUAAUUUAUGAAUAUAGUAUCAUAGAUUGAGGUCAUACUUAAAAUGUGACAUUUAUUUGAAUUUUAAAAAAAAAGCAUACGAAAUAAUUAUAAGGUUUAAUUACUUAAGAAAUCCCCACCUUGAACUUUUUUUUCAUUUAUACUCCGAUUUUGUAAAAAAAUCAUUUGUAUCCAAUUUUGGGUUUUUAGGUUUCAUCUCUACCCAAAAGCACUAAAAUUGUCUCUUUUCACUUGAAAAAAAGUUUAAAAUAAUCAUUCAGUUUAUAUUUAUAUACUAAUUAGACGUAUGAUAUAACCUUUUUUUUUCAUCCUUUAAUUCAUUAAAUUGUCAAUUAUAUUUUUGUAUUAGGUAGAGUUGAAAAAACCCAAAAUUGAAUACAAAUGACAUUUUUACAAGGUUAGGGUAUAAACGAAAAAAAAAAGUUUAAGGUGGGUUGUUUUAAGUAAUUAGGCCUAAUUAUAAAUUUA